AGUAGCUGCACUUGCAAAAGAACAAGCCGGUUGGGUUCAAUCAGCCGGGUUGAGACAGAUGAGUUUCUAUUCAACCAGGAACUCACUCUUGUCGAAGAAUUGACUUUGGGAUAGAUUUAGAUAUCAAUUAACUGUGAGACCGAAAAAGAAACUGAAACCAUGAAAAAAAAGAAGAUGGCCUUCGGAAUACGCGGACUUAUCUUCGCUGCCACAGCGCUUUCUCUAGCGCAGGGGGCGUUGGGCUUGGAUACUGCUGUUCGUCGUUCUGGUCCUGUAGUUGAUUCUAG
Molecule: messenger RNA, 287 nt
Organism: Amoebophrya sp. A25
Lineage: Eukaryota; Dinophyceae; Syndiniales; Amoebophryaceae
Source: the annotation of a GenBank genome assembly